AUGCUGUCUCGCCUCUCCGGCUACCUGCUUCUCGGCGCACUGGCCGCGACGGCGACCCCUCUCGUGCGGGACAAGUCCCUCGUGACGGUCCCGUUCACGCGCAAGUUCAACUUCACGAGCGGGUCGAAGCUCGUGGACAUGGACCGCGUGCGGAUCACCAACCUCAUGUGUGGCUGCAACAACCGGUGCAGCAGCAACGAGAAAUCACUGGUAGCCGAAAAGCUCAGCGCAGCCGCCACUGUGUUUAACACUGACGCGACGAAUGGCGCCGUGGAGUACACUAUGACUGUUGGAGUCGGUUCCCCUGCCACUGAUUACACGCUCAUCGUCGACACCGGAAGUUCCAACACCUGGGUUGGUGCUAACCAGGCAUACGUCCAGACCACUUCUUCCACCAGUACUGGCCAGACAGUUGAAGUCACCUACGGUUCGGGUGAAUUCCAAGGUACUGAGUACACAGACACAGUCACGAUCGGGAAUGGCCUCGCAAUCACCAGCCAGUCCAUCGGCGUUGCCUCAUCCUCCACGGGCUUCGAUGGCGUCGACGGUAUCCUCGGUCUUGGGCCCGAAGACCUCACCUGCGGCACGCUGACGACGGACGAGAACGCAUGCAUCCCCACCGUCGUCCAAAACGCGUACUCGCAGGGCCUCAUCUCCGCGGAGGAGAUCGGCAUUUCGUUCGCGCCCAUCACGGGCAGCUCUGGCUCGGACACGAACGGCGUAAUUACCUUCGGCGGCGCCGACUCGAGCUACUACACCGGCACGCUCACCUACACGGACAUCACGUCGACAGAGCCGGCUGACUACUACGUCGGGAUCACCCAGACCGUCUCGUACGGCGGUACGACGCUCUUCUCCAACGAGGCCGGUAUCGUCGACACGGGCACCACUCUCAUCUACAUCCCGACCAUCGCAUAUGAUCUAUACGUCCUCGCGACCGGCGCGACGCUCGACGAGAACACAGGUCUGCUGCGCCUGACCACCUCGCAAUACGACAGCCUGCAGGACAUGACGUUCACCAUCGGCGGAGUGGACUACACCUUCACCGCGAACGCCCAGAUCUGGCCGCGCUCCCUGAACACCGCGAUCGGCGGGACCGCCGACUACAUAUACCUCGUCGUGAGCGACAUGGGCUCGAGCGGUGAGACCGGGCUCGAGUUCAUCAACGGCAUGACCUGGCUCGAGCGCUACUACUUCGUGUAUGACACCGCCGCGAGCCAGGUCGGCUUUGCGACGACGGAGUACACGGACGCGACGACCAACUAGACGGCCGCCGUUUCGAGCGGCGGGGUGGGAGCUGGGGAGGUAAUAUGGGCUCGCUGUGGGAGAGACGUGUCAUAGCUCUCAGGAUGAUAGGCACGU
Rhodofomes roseus is the source of this 1362-nucleotide messenger RNA. RefSeq names its product acid protease. NCBI's taxonomy places the organism in Eukaryota, Fungi, Basidiomycota, Agaricomycetes, Polyporales, Fomitopsidaceae. The transcript has 8 exons. Bases 1 to 1266 code for a protein of 421 amino acids. The record is from RefSeq and is a predicted model, not a curated record. Gene Ontology annotation, molecular function: aspartic-type endopeptidase activity. Gene Ontology annotation, biological process: proteolysis.